Anneissia japonica is the source of this 2391-nucleotide messenger RNA. RefSeq names its product sorting nexin-6-like. The coding region runs from base 105 to 1361 and encodes 418 amino acids. Lineage: Eukaryota; Metazoa; Echinodermata; Crinoidea; Comatulida; Comatulidae. Gene Ontology annotation, molecular function: phosphatidylinositol binding. The record is from RefSeq and is a predicted model, not a curated record. The transcript has 14 exons.
CUCUGAUCAGACAAUCGAGGCAGUAUCGGGCAUCGGGCAACCCGCUGUCACGUGACUGUUGAGUACUUGUCGGAACAACAAUUGGAAGUUCUAGGCUAGGCAUAAUGAUGGAUGGACUAGAAGAAAGCCCAAACUUGCUGGCUGAGGAUCAAGCGAAGCCAAGUCGCUCAGACACCGUAGACCUGAGUGCUGAUACGUCUCUACUUGUUGACAUUUCUGAUGCAUUAAGUGAGAGGGAUAAAGUAAAAUUCACAGUUCACACGAAGGUGGUACCCACAUCAAAUAGUUUAGAAAUUCUUACAACAUUGCCAGAUUUCAGCAAGAGUGAGUUUUCUGUUGUCAGGGAACAUGAGGAGUUUGUUUGGCUCCAUCACAUGUUUGAGGAGAAUGAAGAUUAUGCAGGCGUUAUCAUUCCACCAGCACCACCUAGGCCAGAUUUUGACGCAUCCAGGGAAAAGCUUCAGAAACUGGGAGAAGGCGAGGGAACUAUGACCAAGGAGGAAUUCUCAAAAAUGAAACAGGAGUUGGAAGCGGAAUACUUAGCCACUUUCAAGAAAACAGUAGCAAUGCAUGAGGUGUUUCUACAGCGUCUUGCUGCCCACCCAACAUUAAGAAGCGAUCAGAACUUCAAGGUGUUUUUGGAGUAUGAUCAAGAUUUAAAUGUACGAGGAAGGAAUAAAAAGGAGCGAUUCGAUAGUCUGUACAAGUCACUAACAAAAUCAGUUAGUGAGGUUUUUCUUUCUGGACAAAAGGAUGUUGAUUGUUUCUUUGAACACGAAAAGAGUUUUCUAGUAGAGUACCACAACCGAGUAAAGGAUUCCACCACUAAAUCAGAUAGAAUGACACGUUGUCAUAAAAAUGUGGCUGAUAAUUACAUUCAGAUAUCUGGAGGCCUCACUGGACUGGCUACAAUUGAAAGAACAGACUUAGACAAGUUUUUCAACAAGAUAGCUGAUACUUUUGAAAAACUUAGGAAACUAGAAGCAAGAGUUUCAUCUGAUGAGGAUCUCAAACUUUCUGAUCUUCUUCGGUAUUAUAUGAGAGAUUCAGCAGCAGCAAAGUCUCUGCUUCUUCGCCGCUCUCGUUCUCUUGCAAACUAUGAAACCGCUAACAAAAAUUUGGAGAAAGCUCGCCAGAAAAACAAAGAUCUUGCACAAUCUCAGACAGCGCAACAAAAGGCCUGUGAAAAAUUUGAGAAAAUCUCGGAGAUAGCCAAGGGUGAACUGACUGACUUUAAGGCACGCAGAGUAGAGGCCUACAGAAAAUACUUGGUAGAAUUAGCUGAGCUGGAACUUAAACAUGCAAAAGCCCAGGUACAACUUCUACGCACUUGCAUAACAUCACUGAAGGAGGAGCACUGAACUCACAGGAAAUUGACAAAGGAAGCUUGCUCCAGUGUCAAUAAACUUGCUGGUUAUCAUAUCCCAUAAUAUGUUUUCCAGUUGUAAUAAUAUUAUUUAUUUAUUUUUUAAAUUUUAUUUACAAAUUUAUUAUACAGAUAACUGUCUGUAAAUAGUAACUACUGUAGUAAAAAGUUUUGGAGAAUUCCAUGUAGAAAUCAUGGAAAUGUUAGAGAUAAUGAAUAUGUGAUUAAUAGGACAUUAUUCAAGUUAAUGAUUCAAAAAUGUAUAAAAACAUCCAGAAUUGUAACAAAUCAGGAGCACUUUAUCACUGGCUACAAGUGUGCUUUUGUGUAACAUUUUGUUAAAAAAAACUCAUCAUUGCUAGAAAAAUGACACUGAUUAUUUGGUUGCAUUGUACUUAAUGUUUGAAAGUAAGAUAACCAAAGUAAAAAAAAAACAUCUAUGUAGCAUAUGUGGACAUCAAAUCAGAUUAAAUCUGAUUGUACCAGUUUAAACCUGUUGAAACCGGUUUGAACUUGAUUAUACCAGAUUAAAUGAGAUCAUAUUCAAACAUCUGUCAACAAUUUUAACUAGGAAUGUUUUUGUUUUUUUAAUAUCUUCAAAUAUUUUUGUAUACAUGCUUUUUAUUCCCUUAUUUGAUUAGAUAUUAUGAAGUAUUCAUUAUCUGUGGAACUCCUUCCAGUAUCCACAUAGUUUUUGUUGUCAUAUACUUUAAAACUAGAUGGAAUUUGUUUGUUAUUGAAAUGAUUAUAAAUAUAUAAUACAUGUAUGUUAACAUUUAAAGGUACUUUAUUAAUUUUGAGACAUAUCGUCAUGUUGAUAAUAUUGUCAAGGUAUGUGGAAGUGUUUGCUUUAUUUGUUGCAAAAUGUUUACUGUACAACAUGUAGAAACAUAAUAUGUGAGCCUGACUGUACUAAAUCAGCAUAUUCUUGGGUACUUGUUCAUAGUACAUGUUCCCUAUUAUAAUAUAUGUGAUAUUUUAUUAUAUCUUAUAAAUCUGAUAUUAAAACAUAGCAUGAUCACAUA